AUGGACGCGCGCUUUGGACAGGUGCCCCUCAACAUUACCCACAGGCUCGGCGGGGUGAACCAGCUCGGCGGAGUGUUCAUUAACGGCCGCCCGCUGCCGCACGCGGUGAGACAGCGGAUCGUGGAGCUCGCUCUGCAGGGCGUGCGUCCCUGUGAGAUCUCCCGCCGCCUGCGCGUCAGCCACGGCUGUGUCAGCAAAAUACUGGCCAGGUACAAUGAGACAGGCAGCAUUAGACCAGGAUUGAUUGGAGGCUCUAAGCCCAAAGUGGCCACUCCCUGCGUUGUGCAAAUGAUCGUGCGUCUGAAACACACCAACCCCAGCAUGUUCGCCUGGGAGAUCCGAGACAAGCUGCUGCUGGAGCGAGUGUGCGACCAUGACAGCGUGCCCAGCAUCAGCUCCAUCAACAGGAUCAUCAGAAACAAAGUCAACUCGGAGUCUUGUGAAGUUGUGUCAUCAGCUUCAUCUGUUUCCACGGGAACCGCCUAUUCCUCUGAGUCCGCCUAUUCCAUCAGUGGGAUUCUGGGAAUCAGGAAGUGCAGCAAACACAAAGAAGGAGGUGACGCCCCCUGCGGCGUUUACCACAAGCAGCCACGAUCCUGUAAUGAUGCCUGGGGAUGGUCCGACCCCUGCCUCACCUUUUACCCUGGCCUGCCAGCUAACCAUAAUCCAGACCACUUAGGGCCUCCGUGACGAAAGAACAUCAUCCUUUAAUCCCACAAAUAGGAUGAUUUCAAAACUGAAUUCACUGAAAUUGUAAGAUUACA
Molecule: messenger RNA, 764 nt
Organism: Trematomus bernacchii (emerald rockcod)
Lineage: Eukaryota; Metazoa; Chordata; Actinopteri; Perciformes; Nototheniidae
Product: paired box protein Pax-5-like
Exons: 7
Coding region: 1-690 (229 amino acids)
Biological process (GO): regulation of transcription by RNA polymerase II; anatomical structure development
Molecular function (GO): DNA-binding transcription factor activity, RNA polymerase II-specific; RNA polymerase II cis-regulatory region sequence-specific DNA binding
Source: RefSeq, a predicted model, not a curated record